CGCUUCCAUUUUAAGUUGAGAUGAUGAAGCCGUGGAGGCAGAACCACUACUCAGUUUCGUGACAGACUUCGUUGGCGUUUGACUAUAUGGUGCUUUUGUGGCAUGUUUCAUCUUGGGGCAAUUUUAGUGUGAAGUGGUAAACAUGGACGUGGCGAUGAAGUUAGACUUUGACAGCUGUGAUGACGAAGAAGUGAACACAUCGUUUCGCACGCUGAGUUCUGGCUGUGAUGUUGACGAUGGCGGCGAUCUCUCUGGGGACGAUUUGACUACCAUGGCACCGCCCAGUCCAUCCCCAGCCCGUCUCUUCAGCCCCAGGAAAGGCUCAAGACCCGUUAUGAGACAAGAAUCUAAUACUUCGCCAAAAGUUGCUAUAGAUUCUCCGCCAUAUAAGAAAAUCAGAGCUCUACGUCUUUUUGAUUCUCCAGCGACGCCUAAAACACUCCUCCAGAAAAGCACGACAGAAUCUGCAAACAAACCCACCUCGCGAUCAAGACUAUUCUCUACUCUACGACAGAGGUCUGUGGUGCCUGCGUCCACCCAGGUGACCACGACACCGGUCACACCACCUACUUCUUCAGCACAACCGAAAGAUCAAGGAAAAUGUGUAACCAAAGAAGUUGCAAAUAUCAAUCCGUUUACACCAACAGGGAUGUUGUUAUCCUCAAGGAAGCGAACAAGAUCAAGAAGGGAACUCGCCUCUUCAACUGGUGAAACCAUAACGACUGAGAGCAUGGAUCUAAGUCUAGAAGAUUGUUGUUGUAAUGACUCUUGUGAUGAGUGUGAAGAUGAGGCUGGGCGACCAACCAAGAGGUUAGCAAUACACGAGGCCAAUGUUUCCAGAUAUAAACAUGAAUUCCUUGAAAUGGAACAAAUAGGGCAAGGAGAGUUUGGAGGAGUUUACAAAUGUCGACAUCGGUUAGAUGGGUGUGUUUAUGCCAUUAAGAAAUCUCUUAAACCUGUUGCUGGAUCAGUAAAUGAGAGAAUAGCAUUAAAUGAAGUUUAUGCACAUGCUGUCUUGGGAAAGCAUCCCCAUGUUGUUCGAUACUACUCAGCUUGGGCGGAGAAUGAUCACAUGUUAAUCCAAAAUGAAUAUUGUAAUGGUGGCUCCCUGGCAGACUUAAUAGAAAAGAAUAAAAUGGGUAGAAAAAUCGGUGAGCAUGUCCUAAAGCAAGUACUGCUACAUGUGGCCAAAGGUCUAAAGUAUAUACAUUCUCUUCAGUUAGUGCAUAUGGACAUUAAGCCUGCCAACAUUUUUGUCUCGCGGGAACAAAAAGUAAACUUGCAGGGUGAAGAGUCUGCUGAUGAUGGGUUUGAAGAGGAACAUGUAGAAGAAGAGGAAGAAGUUACUUAUAAAAUUGGUGAUCUUGGUCAUGUUACAUCUAUGGUUAAUCCUCAAGUGGAAGAGGGUGACUGCAGGUAUCUCCCUCGGGAGAUCCUGCAAGAAAACUUCUCUCAGUUACCAAAGGCAGAUGUUUUUGCUCUUGGACUCACAAUUUACGAAGCAAUAAGAGGCGAACCUUUGCCUCUUAAUGGAGAUGAGUGGCAUGCAAUUCGUAAUGGGGAGUUACAGCCACUACCUGGAUAUUCCAUGGAACUACAACUCUUACUAAAACAGAUGGUGGAAGUUGACCCAACAGUUCGGCCUACAGCAUCACAGUUGGUUUACCAUCCCACACUCUGCCCAGCAACAAUUAUGUCCCGUGCACAGCUACGGCGUGAACUAAAUGCGGAAAGACUAAAAAAUGAUAUAUUAUCUCGGCAACUCAAAGAGGCAGCCAAGUGUCUCCAGAGUUUAACUCCGAGCAAUGUAACCUCUACCCUAGUUGCAGUAGCUUCUGGAGUGGCACCUACUCCUGUUAGUGUUUCUUCUUUACCACCUGUAAGACGGGGACCCACUACAAGAAAUUCUAGAUUAAUAGGUAGAAACCAGCAGAAGUGUGAGCACAAGUAAUUUCUGAUAUGUAAAAAAGAUUUUUAGGUAAUUAUAUGGUGAGAUUAAACUUAAAUUAUUUGCUUUUCAACUAAUUAGUCUGAAUUAGUCAAUUCAUAUUACUUUAUUUUAGUCAUUUUGUAAAUACAUGGACAGUGGUAUCUUCAUGCAUAUUCUGGGGUCAAAAAAUCUUCUUCGUUCUUAAUAGCACAUAGAAGAAUUUUGAUGUAGGUAAAUUUAAAUUUGUGGAUAUGAACUGGAUUGUAAUUUCAGAAUGUGGAUGUAGAGGUUUGCAUGAUUCUCUUGAGUGAAAGAUAAGGUAAUGGAGUCAGACUUCAAGAAGUGGAUCUAGUCUCCUUGCAUGAGUUUCUUCUCAUGCAAUGCUCACAAUAUUGAUAACCAUAGUCUCAUAAUCCUUGGGGAACCCAAUAAUGCAAAGCAAAACAGUCAGUGCUUCAGUUCCCAAGCACAGUAUUAUCUGUGAAUAGCCUCGUAUUUGCAGGGCACUAUUAUACCCAGAAUGCUUUGGGUGGUAUCGUAUGAGAAGCUUCUUAGAUGUUGGUUGGCAUUUCUUCAUGUCAGUUUUGGGUAUCCCAAGUCAACAUUGCAUAUGCUGUACCCCUGUGGUUUCUUGGAUCACUGUUCGUCAAGUCUUGCUGUUGCAAAAUCGCAGUUUCAGGAAUUUUAAUGCUUGCACAUGUUCGAUUGUACUUUACCUGAAAUUUUAAGGUAGGGGUAGCUGCUCCCAGAAAAUUCCAGAUCUGUAUUAUUAAGUAUUAGAAGCUGGUUGUGUUCCUGCCCUGACCAUAUUCUAUUCGAAAUGCAUUGUAACAAUCAUACAAUCACGUGCCUUAUUAUUGUGAUAGUAGUUGUAUCUUUUUCAUAAUUAUUAUUUUAUUGAAAAAUAUUGCUAGCUCUUUCUAGAAUCACAAAUGUUUUAGGGCAAUUUGUUUCUAAUACAUAGGGUAUGUAUGUACUGUAUACUGAAUUUUACUUCUAAUGGAUGAAUUAUCAUCUUUUUGUUUAGGCUCGUAGUAGACAAUUUAGUAGCUAUGUCACAAAGAUUUUCCUCCAGGUUUUUCAGGCUGUCUUCUGAUAAGACAUUCCGUGUACUGUGAUUUCUUGCUUUCUCUGUACUGUUUUGUAUAAAUAAAUUUUAUAUUAAUUUGCAA
Messenger RNA from Homarus americanus (American lobster), 3102 nucleotides. RefSeq names its product wee1-like protein kinase 2 (gene Wee1). Gene Ontology annotation, cellular component: nucleus. Gene Ontology annotation, biological process: mitotic cell cycle; protein phosphorylation. The record is from RefSeq and is a predicted model, not a curated record. Gene Ontology annotation, molecular function: ATP binding; magnesium ion binding; non-membrane spanning protein tyrosine kinase activity. NCBI's taxonomy places the organism in Eukaryota, Metazoa, Arthropoda, Malacostraca, Decapoda, Nephropidae.